UGCUGUUUUGUUUAAAAAAAGCUAGAUCUCUUAGUGAAUUGGUUUUGUUCAUCUGCCUUCCUCAUGAAGCUUUUUUUGCAAGUCAUUGAAGCCCGAGGUCUCGUUGCGCUGGAUCUUAAUAGGUUGAGUGAUCCCUAUGUGAGAUUAAAGCUUGGGAAGCAGCGAGCAAAGACUAAGGUUGUGAAGAAGAGCUCCAAGCCAUGGUGGGAAGAAGAGUUUUUCUUCCAGGUUGAAGACCUUGGGGAAGAACUGACUGUUUCAGUAAUGUAUGAGGACAAGUGCUUCAAUGGCGAUUUUAUUGGACAAGUUAAAUUGCCGUUGUCUAUGGUCUUGGAUGCAGAGAAUCAUUCUCUUGGGACUGCUUGGUAUCAACUGCAGUCCAAGAGUAAGAAGGCGAAGAACCGAGAAUGUGGAGAAAUUCGUCUAGCCAUGUCACUUUCUCAGAAGAAUUCUUGUGAUGGAACACCUCCUUGGUCUUCUUGGGUAGAUCUAACAUCAAAUUCAGAUAAAUCCUCAGAACUGAAACGAGAAAUACCAUCAGUAGAAUCCAGUAGUAAAAUGGACUCUUAUGCUGUAUCUGAGGAUGAAGAAGUCAAUCUUGAUAUAGAAGAGAAGUUGCGUGGUCAAUCAUUGCGUGAGAGAAUGUCUAAGAUUUUUUCUAGGAAGAAUGUGAGCAUUUCAACAUCCUCAAGUAAAGAUUCUGAUAUCACUGAAAUAAACCAAGAGAAACCACUAAAUCUCGAGCCUGAUGAAACACUGUUACCUGAUAAUUUUUCUGAGUCUUUGAAAUUCUUGAAGUCAAAAGAACAGGGAAGUGAAGUACCAGAAAAUUUACCUGGGGGAGUACUUCUUGACAAGCAUUAUGCAAUCUCCCCAGCUGUGCUGAACUCUCUUAUCUUCUCACCUGAUUCAAAACUUUUACAAUCCUUAGCAGAUGUUCAGGGAACUACUGAUUUAUGUAUGGAACCCUGGAAAUUUGAAAAUGGCGGAGAGAGCCUGAAAAGAGUGCUCACCUACAUAAAAGCUGCAACUAAAUUAGUUAAAGCAGUGAAAGCUACAGAGAGUCAGACUUAUCUAAAGGUUGAUGAUAGAAACUAUGCUGUUUUAGCAAGUGUGAGUACUCCUGAUGUUCCGUUUGGUAGUUCUUUCAGGUGUGAAGUUUUGUACUGUAUAAUGCCUGGUCCUCAAUUGCCAUCUGAAGAGCAAUCAUCUCAUUUAGUGAUUUCAUGGCGCAUUAAUUUUCUUCAGAGUACAAUGAUGAAAGGUAUGAUUGAAAAUGGUGCAAAGCAAGGCCUGAAAGAAAACUUUGUUCAAUUUGCUGAGGUGUUAUCUCUGAAUGCUAAAACUCUUGAUUUGAAAGAUGCUGGAUCCAGAAAAGAGCAGAUUUUGUCUUCUAUGGAGACCGAGCCAGAGUCUGAAUGGAAGUUGGUGUGUAGAAUUUUUGGCAAUUUCACUAUAAUAUCCUUCAUAUUGGCUGUUUUGUGUGUUACUGUGCAUAUACUACUUGCAAACCGUAGUUCAAUACAGGGGCUUGAGUUCAUAGGCCUAGAUUUGCCAGAUUCUAUUGAAGAAGUAAUGGUCUGUGGAGUCUUGUUUCUCCAAGGAGAACAUGCUUUAAAGAGGAUAGGUCAUUUUCUGCAGGCAAGGAGGCUAAGAGGGAAUGAUCAUGGAGUAAGAGCUGAAGGAGAUGGUUGGUUGCUAACAAUUGCUUUGAUCGAGGGAAUUAAUUUUGCAGCAGCUGAUUCAUCUGGUUACUCUGAUCCAUAUGUAGUGUUUACCUGCAAUGGCAAGAGAAAGACAAGCUCAAUUAAAUUCCAAACUCUGGAUCCUCAAUGGAAUGAAAUAUUUGAAUUUGAUGCAAUGAAUGAUCCCCCAUCUACAAUGGACAUUAAAGUGUUUGAUUUUGAUGGACCUUUUAAUGAAGCUGUUGCCCUGGGCAAUGCUGAAGUCAAUUUUGUGAAGAAUAAUCUAUCAGAACUGGAAGAUGUAUGGAUUGCCUUAGAAGGAACAUUAGCCCAGGCAUGCCAAUCUAAGUUGCAUCUGAGGAUCUUUUUAAGCAACACACGAGGAGACCGAGUUGUCUCGGACUAUCUAACAAAGAUGGAGAAAGAAGUUGGUAGAAAGAUAAAUUUGCGUUCACCUCAGACAAAUUCAGCUUUCCAGAAGCUAUUUGGUCUGCCACCCGAAGAGUUUCUUAUCAAUGAUUUUACUUGUCACUUGAAGAGGAAAAUGCCGUUACAGGGUCGUUUGUUUCUAUCUCCAAGGAUUACUGGAUUUUACACAAAUCUCUUUGGACACAAGACAAAAUUUUUCUUUCUAUGGGAAGAUAUUGAGGACAUUCAAGUUAUUCCUCCCUCUUUGAAAUCAAUGGGAAGCCCUUCUCUUCUGAUUAUUCUUCGCUGUGGUAGAUGCUUAGAUUCAAGGCAUUGGGCAAAGUCAGUAGACCCAGAUGGAAAGCUAAAAUUCCACUUCCAAUCAUUUGUUUCUUUCAAUGUGGCUAACCGGCUAAUCAUGGCACUAUGGAAGGCAAGGUCCCUAAGUCCUGAACAGAAGAUGAAGAUAGCAGAAGAAGAAUCCGAAGAUAACAACCUCCAAUCUGAAGAAAGUGGAUCAUUCUUCACCAUAGAAGAUGCUAAAAUGUCUGAAGUUUUCUCCUCCGUUGUUCCUGUACCUAUGAAGUCACUCUUAGAAAUGUUUGGAGGAGGCUGUCUGGAGCAAAAGCUGAUGGAAAAAGUUGGCUGUGUUGAUUACUCUUUCACGCCAUGGGAAUCUGUCAGAUUGAACGUGCACCAGAGGCAGAUCCACUACAAAUUUGAUAAGAACAUCUCCCGUUAUGGUGGAGAGGUAACCAGUACACAGCAAAGAUCUCAUCUUCAUGAUAAAAAUGAAUGCAUGAUCGAAGAAGUCAUGACACUCCAAGGUGUUCUUCUCGGCGAUUACUUCACUCUUCAUUUGAGAUAUCAGAUUGGUGAUCUUCAAUCCAAAUCGAAGGCAUGUCUUGUCCAAGUAUUGUUAGGCAUUGCUUGGUCUAAAAACACCAAGCAUCAGAAGAGGAUAAUGAAGAAUGUUAUUUCCAACUCAUCACUUCGUCUCAAAGAGAUGUUUCGUUUGUUCACAAAAGAGUUUUCCAUGGAAAAAUGAAAGUUUUCCAACAUUUACUCCCUUAUAACAUCAUGAAUAACAGCUGGUGGAGUCUGAUUAGUUUUUAGCACUAUUAAACCUGAACGGUUUUGCUUUUGAGAAUGAGACAAAAAAUCAAAAGUCUCCUUUUAGUUUUUUUUCUCUCUCUAGGAAGUAGAUUCACAUGUACAUUGGUUAUGUAUAGAAAAGACUAACUUUUAUAAUCCCUUUCUGAACUGUUGGCAGAGAUCAAACUGAUCAGAUUUUGCAGUUUUUAGUUCAAAAUUGAAGUUUGAACUCAUUUAACAUAUACUUUGAUGUAAAGAG
Molecule: messenger RNA, 3447 nt
Organism: Phalaenopsis equestris
Lineage: Eukaryota; Viridiplantae; Streptophyta; Magnoliopsida; Asparagales; Orchidaceae
Product: C2 and GRAM domain-containing protein At1g03370-like
Exons: 9
Coding region: 64-3141 (1025 amino acids)
Source: RefSeq, a predicted model, not a curated record